AUGAUACAGCGCAUGCGGACAAGGGCCGAGAAAGAAGAACAGGCUGCAAAGAAAAACAGGCUGCAAACAAGAACAGGCUGCAAAGAAGAACAGGCUGCAAAGAAGAAUAGGCUGCAAAGAAGAACAGGCUGCAAAGAAGAACAGGAUGCAAAGAAGAACAGGAUGCAAAGAAGAACAGGAUGCAAAGAAGAACAAGACAAAAACAGUAGAGAGGAGACGUACAUCAUGUCGACACGCUUCGACAACCGCCAGGCAAUCCUCCUGGAUCAACUCCUCGACGACCCCAACCUAUCGCCCACUCCUGCUCUCCUCCUCAACGACAAGACACUGUCCCUAUGGUUGCAGGACAAAAUCUUUGCGUGCAUUAGCAUGAUGCACAUGAGCGAACGGCUACGCUCAAACGUACCAAAGAAAUCUGUAGCCACGACAUCAGCGGCAACCCUGCAAGUCAAGCUUCGUCCGGGUUUAGCAAAGUGGAACUUACUCGUCUUGGAAACCGGCUGGCUCAUCCUUCUGCAGGUCCUUCAUCUCAACCAGGGCAACUAUAGGGAUGGGGUGUUAGAGAAGAUCAUCGGGCAGCAGCUGCUAGCCCUCAACAACUUCCAACGUGAAAUGGGUACAAGAAAGAUCAUGAGCAAGGGGGAUGUGGACUUCAUGAAGGAGCUGUUUGGGGAACUAGGGAUCAUACGGGAACAAGGCUUGGAUGGCCAGGGUGCUGCGUCAAUGUGCCUAAGUCUGGCAUGGGCACGGGAAUGCUGCGCGUCUGUUAACUGUGUGGACCUCAGUGGCGGCGACAUGGGUGAGAACGUACGGUGA
This is a messenger RNA of Alternaria hordeiaustralica, 816 nucleotides long. RefSeq lists its product as uncharacterized. The transcript has 3 exons. NCBI's taxonomy places the organism in Eukaryota, Fungi, Ascomycota, Dothideomycetes, Pleosporales, Pleosporaceae. The record is from RefSeq and is a predicted model, not a curated record. Bases 1 to 816 code for a protein of 271 amino acids.